UAAUGAUUGAGGGAGGAAAUUUUACCCCAACAACUUUGGAAGGAUUUUUGAAUAAUCUUAGAGAUUCUUGGAAGGUAGAGAAAAUAGCUGUUGGAGGUUCUUUGUUGGAUAAUUUGAUACAAAUGGAUACGAAUUGGGAUAUGUUGGGAUUAAAUUGCUUCAUCUACAGCUAG
Messenger RNA from Meloidogyne enterolobii, 173 nucleotides. Lineage: Eukaryota; Metazoa; Nematoda; Chromadorea; Rhabditida; Meloidogynidae. The record is from the annotation of a GenBank genome assembly.